Messenger RNA from Trichomycterus rosablanca, 1835 nucleotides. RefSeq names its product serine and arginine rich splicing factor 10a (gene srsf10a). NCBI's taxonomy places the organism in Eukaryota, Metazoa, Chordata, Actinopteri, Siluriformes, Trichomycteridae. The transcript has 5 exons. Gene Ontology annotation, biological process: mRNA splicing, via spliceosome. The record is from RefSeq and is a predicted model, not a curated record. Bases 648 to 1292 code for a protein of 214 amino acids. Gene Ontology annotation, molecular function: RNA binding. Gene Ontology annotation, cellular component: cytoplasm; nuclear speck.
AUUCAGUUUUAUUUGAGUUAAACAUGGCGCGCUAUCUCCGUCCUCCUAACACCUCUCUGUUCAUCAGGAAUAUCUCUGACGAGAGCAGAAAAUGUAAAGACAUACAGUUCUGGAGUCCGUCCCUCCAAAGAGUAUUUAAGGGUAAAGGCCGAAGUAGAGUAGAUCAAAGCCAAAGAGCCCGUAAGGAUUCAGGCGCCAAGUGAUAGAGGGGAAAGAGAGAGAGGAAAAGUUAAAGCUCGAAGAUUCAAAGAGGAGAAAAAGAGGGGCACCCCGUUCCAGACAGAGAGGAAAAGAGCUAAAGAUAAAGGGGCAAAGACAAGCGUGAGACCUCGCAAGGCCUUCUGGGAAGCGAUUAAAGAAAAUAAAGGUCAAGCUCAAGGUCAAAGCUCAAGCGUGUUUAAAGGUAACAAGUAUUAAAUGUUGUAUCCUACCAGUUCUGCCUUCUGUUCCAAAGUCUUGCUUCUAUGCCAUGACGUUGAUUCUGAUUUACUUGUCAAAAACCAAAUCGAAACCAGUAGCUGGAUUUUAAUUGUGCGAUUUGCACCAGUCAAUCAAAUCAGCCAACCCCCUCCCUCCUCCCUGUCUCUAUACUGUCCUCUAAUGUUACGUCUGAUUGGAACGAAUGAAACCCGUUGGUGUUGAGUUGAAUGUUCUGGCCUCAGUGUGUUACGAUACAAAGCCUUGACCGCAGCGGCAUGUUCGAGGACGUCCGCGACGCCGAGGACGCCCUGCACAACCUGGACCGGAAGUGGGUCUGCGGACGCCAGAUCGAGAUCCAAUUCGCCCAAGGAGACCGAAAAACCCCGGGUCAGAUGCGGUCUAAAGAGAGGCGUUCUCCUCGCAGUUUCUCCCGGUACGACGACAACGAUCGGGACGGUGGCCGCUCCCGCCGCUCCCGCAGCCGGAGCUACGACAGACGCCGCUCACGCAGCCCGUCGUUCGAGCGCAGGCCUCGGCGCUCGGACAGUCCCAGAGAACGCAGACACCGACGCAGCAGGAGCCGUAACAACGACAGGUCGAGGCGGAGUCGCGGCCACCGCGUCGCCCCCUCCCGCAGCCGCUCGGGCUCGCGCUCCCCCAGCCCCGACUCCAGGCUAAAGAAGAGCAGGAAGCCGAGAUCUGCGUCGGGCUCGCCUCACGCCCUCCCCACAGAGGACGCCACCCAGCCCAGCGGCACGCACGAGGAGGAGGACGCCCGACCCAGAUCGGCCUCUCGGUCCGUCUCUCGCUCGGCCUCGCGCUCGCGGUCCCGAUCCCGGUCGUGGGCCGGUCGCAAAUCCGGCGGCCAUUAGGACUGAACGUGUGAUGUGAUGCGUGUUCCUCUAUACUGUAUCUUAUGUUGAGGGGGGGGCGGGUGUUUGUUCUGAUGGAUUUCGGGGGUUUAACAGAUGACCUGCGUUUUUUAUGCUCAGUGUUUAGGUUUGCUGGGAUGAUCUGGGGGAUUUCGGCUGAGCUGCAGGGUUGACUUUAUUGGGGGGAGGAAAUGGUUUUAGAGCUCUAGUUUGAUCAAAAGGAAUGCUGACGUUUUUACUCAUCUUUGCUCGGUCGUCUCCUAUUCCAUGUAAACUCGUUUAGAUCAGCAGUAUUUUUCAGUCGUCACUUUCUUCUGGCAUCGAAUGUUUUCAUUUCGUGUCUUUAUAUAUUUUUAGUUUUUUAAGCUCCUGUAAAACUUGGUGGGUUUUUUUUCAGUUGGUGAAUAUUUGCUUCAGUUUCUGCUACGUUACAGCGUGAACACGGUCGUGUGGUUCGUCUUUAACGGCGGAUCUGAGAAGAUGAACUUCUGUAUGUUUUUUGGUUUGUCUCAAACUAUUAAAGAUAUUUACAAAACUGCUAAA